Molecule: messenger RNA, 621 nt
Organism: Drosophila rhopaloa
Lineage: Eukaryota; Metazoa; Arthropoda; Insecta; Diptera; Drosophilidae
Product: calmodulin-related protein 97A
Exons: 2
Coding region: 117-563 (148 amino acids)
Molecular function (GO): calcium ion binding; enzyme regulator activity
Source: RefSeq, a predicted model, not a curated record
CGAUAAUGAGGGCAACAUAGACUAUGUGCGAUUUGUCAACAUGAUGUCCACUACAUGAAGUGCUAAGCAGGCGUUGCAUAUUAAGACCCUGACUUUUCAUUUUCAAAUCAGUUUCGAUGUCUGAGUUAACGGAGGAGCAGAUUGCCGAGUUCAAGGACGCCUUCGCCCAAUUCGAUAAGGAUGCUACAGGAAAGAUCGCUACCCGUGAGUUGGGUACCUUGAUGCGUACCUUGGGUCAGAAUCCCACCGAGGCGGAGUUGCAGGAUCUGAUAGCCGAUGCCGACAACAACAGCGAUGGGCAAUUGGACUUUAGUGAGUUCUGCGCGAUCAUGGCCAAGCAAAUGCGGGAAACCGAUACCGAGGAGGAGAUGCGCGAGGCCUUCAAGAUCUUCGAUCGCGAUGGAGACGGCUUUAUUUCACCAGCUGAACUCCGUUUUGUUAUGAUAAAUCUCGGCGAAAAGGUCACCGAUGAGGAAAUUGAUGAAAUGAUCCGUGAGGCUGAUUUCGAUGGGGAUGGUAUGAUUAACUACGAGGAAUUCGUUUGGAUGAUCAGCCAGAAAUAGAAGGCUGGUUUCUAAUGUCACAUGAAUAAAAUAAUAAAUGGGGUCACUGCAAAUAAAA